Messenger RNA from Lachancea thermotolerans CBS 6340, 2388 nucleotides. It is a transcript of the gene ADE57, whose product is annotated as bifunctional aminoimidazole ribotide synthase/glycinamide ribotide synthase. Gene Ontology annotation, cellular component: cytosol. The record is from RefSeq and is a predicted model, not a curated record. Gene Ontology annotation, molecular function: metal ion binding; ATP binding; phosphoribosylamine-glycine ligase activity. Lineage: Eukaryota; Fungi; Ascomycota; Saccharomycetes; Saccharomycetales; Saccharomycetaceae. The transcript has a single exon. Bases 1 to 2388 code for a protein of 795 amino acids. Gene Ontology annotation, biological process: adenine biosynthetic process; 'de novo' IMP biosynthetic process.
AUGUCUUUCAACGUUUUAGUGCUAGGAAACGGAGGAAGAGAGCACGCUCUAGCGUGGAAGCUGGCGGCCUCCAAUUCCGUAGGUACAGUUUAUGUGGCACCGGGAAAUGGUGGUACUGCCGAUCUAGGCGGGAAGGUCGUGAAUGUGUGUGACCUCAGCCCUUCGCCAGCCCACUUCGAGGCCCUCCAGAAAUUUGCAGUAGAGAAUUCUAUUGGCUUAGUGGUCCCUGGUCCAGAACAGCCUCUGGUUGACGGGAUCUCUGACGUUUUCGCAAAGGUUGGUAUCCCUGUGUUUGGACCUUCUGCCAAGGCUGCAAUUUUUGAGGGCUCCAAAACGUUCUCGAAAGACUUCAUGGCUAAGCACAACAUCCCAACAGCCCGCUAUGCGAACUUCGAUAACUACGAAGAAGCGAAAGCUUAUUUACAGAAAGUGGAUUACCAAAUUGUUCUCAAGGCCGAUGGUAUCGCCGGCGGUAAGGGCGUACUGAUCCCCACUUCUCAGCAGGAAGCUCAAGAAGCUUUGAAAGCUCUCAUGGUUGAAAGGCAGUUUGGGUCUGCCGGUGACUCCAUUGUCAUCGAGGAGUUCCUAGAAGGCGACGAAAUAUCGAUCCUAACUAUUUCCGACGGUUAUUCGUACUUCAACCUUCCACCAGCCCAAGACCAUAAGAGAAUCGGCGAGAAUGACACCGGCUUGAACACUGGAGGUAUGGGCGCAUACGCCCCAGCGCCCGCUGCCACACCUCAACUGAUGCAAAGGAUGGAUCAGGAGGCCAUUAAGCCAACUAUCGAUGGUAUGAGAAAAGAUGGUCUUCCUUUUGUUGGCGUAUUAUUCACUGGCUUCAUCUUGACAGCUGACGGUCCAAAGGUUCUUGAGUACAACGUCAGAUUUGGUGAUCCUGAAACUCAAACUGUUCUACCUCUGUUGGACGAUGAAACGGACCUAGCCCAAGUUUUCUUGGCUGCUGCUGAGCACAGACUAGACUCCGUUGACAUCAAGCUGAAAGAAAACUACUUCUCAACUACUGUUGUUCUGGCAGCUGGGGGGUAUCCAGAAUCUUACGCAAAAGGGGACGUCAUCACUAUUGACACCGAGGCUCUUCCUGAAAACGCCCACAUUUUCCACGCCGGUACUGUUAAGAAAAACGGCCAAAUUCUCACCGCUGGUGGCAGAGUUAUCGCUUCUUCUGCUGUGGCGUCAACGCUCAGAGAAGCUGUUGACAAAGCCUACCAAGGAGUUGAGUGUAUCAAAUUUGAUAACUGCUAUUUCAGAAAGGACAUUGCUCAUCGUGCUUUCAAAGCUGCUGAGAAGUCUGCGGCUAACUCUAAAUCUAUCACAUACGCAGAAGCUGGUGUCUCUGUCGACAAUGGUAAUUUGCUGGUCCAAAAAAUUAAGCAGAAAGUUAAGUCCACCAGAAGAGCUGGCGCUGAUUCCGACAUUGGCGGUUUUGGUGGUCUGUUCGACCUGAAAGCUGCGGGUUAUAAAACAGACGAAACUCUUUUAGUUGCUGCGACUGACGGUGUUGGAACCAAGCUAAUGAUUGCUCAGGAAACUGGAAUCCACGACACCGUGGGUAUUGACUUGGUUGCCAUGAAUGUCAAUGACCUUGUUGUUCAAGGUGCUGAGCCAUUAAUAUUUUUGGACUACUUCGCCACUGGAGCUCUGGAUAUUAAGGUUGCAACUGAUUUUGUAUCUGGUGUUGCAGACGGCUGCAUUGCUGCUGGGUGUGCCUUAGUUGGCGGAGAAACUUCAGAGAUGCCGGGUAUGUAUCCCGCAGGCCACUACGAUACCAACGGUACCGCUGUAGGCGCUGUUGGUAGAAACGCUAUUCUUCCUAAAAUUGAGCGUAUGAGCUCUGGUAAUGUGCUGCUUGGCCUGGCUUCUGAUGGGCUACAUUCUAACGGUUUCUCCCUUGUAAGGAAAAUUAUAGAAACAGUUGAUGUGCAAUGGAGCGACAAAUGCCCUUGGGACUCUUCUAAAACCGUCGGCGAAGCCACUCUUGUUCCCACUAGAAUUUAUGUCAAGCAACUUCUGCCCUCCAUAAGGGAAAAUCUGCUGCUGGGUUUGGCUCACAUCACAGGCGGCGGUUUGGUUGAAAACAUACCACGUGCGCUACCAAAGAAUCUCCAAGCUAAAGUUGACAUGAACACAUGGGAAGUUCCAGAAGUUUUCAAGUGGUUCGGAAAGGCAGGUAACGUUCCCACCGAAGAUAUUUUGAAAACUUUCAACAUGGGCAUUGGUAUGGUCUUGAUCGUUGAAAAACAAAACGUGGCAAGAGUAAAGGAACUGCUGGCUGAAGCGAAUGAAACAGUAUAUGAAAUCGGUGUUCUGUGUGAGAAGCCAGACGGCGCGCCUGGAUGUGUUGUCGAGAAUGCUUCAAACCUGUAUUGA